CGUAGAUUAGCACGUGAGCACGUGUUUAUGUAGCCGGAUGGACGAUAGUUUGUUGUUUGUUUUGAAAUGAAUUUGAUAUUUAAAGUUUAACAAUUUAUAUUUAAUUUGAUUUAUCAUGGCAUCAUCAGAAUCGAAAUCCCCGAAGCGGAGUAAGUCUCUUGGAGAUCUUCAAAAAGAGGGAGAUUUCUCUGUGAAACCUUCAACUAAAGUUCCUAAACUUGACACGGAAAAGUGGCCACUUCUCCUUAAGAACUUUGACAAACUCAAUGUGCGCACCUACCACUACACGCCAUUGCCCUUCGGCUCGUCUCCGCUACACAGAGAUAUCACUCAACAUGUCAGAUACGGCUGUAUCAACCUGGACAAGCCAUGCAACCCCAGCUCCCACGAGGUGGUGGCAUGGAUCAAACGCAUCUUGAAAGUUGAGAAAACUGGCCACUCUGGAACUCUAGACCCCAAAGUGUCUGGGUGUCUGAUCGUGUGUAUUGAUCGGACAACUCGACUGGCCAAAUCACAGCAGUCAGCUGGUAAAGAGUACGUUGGUAUUUUCAAACUGCAUUCAGCUGUCGACAGUAUUAGCAAGAUACAUCAAGGUCUGGAGAAACUGAGAGGUGCGUUGUUCCAAAGACCUCCGUUGAUAUCAGCAGUCAAACGUCAACUGAGAGUUCGUACUUGCUACGAAAACAAACUUCUUGAAUACGAUGAAGACAACAACACUGGUAUCAUAUGGGUAAAAGUAGAGGCUGGGUCUUAUGUGAGGACCAUUUGUGUGCAUCUCGGUCUGAUCGUGGGUACAGGCGGCCAGAUGUUGGAACUACGUAGGAAUCGUUCUGGUACUAUGUCAGAGGAAGAUGGGCUGGCUACCAUGCACGAUGUGUUGGACGCCCAGUGGCUUUAUGACAAUCACAGGGACGAGUCAUACCUGCGAAGGGUGGUGAGACCACUGGAGACACUGCUGGUCAGACACAAGAGACUUAUCAUGAAGGACAGUGCAGUUAAUGCUAUUUGUUACGGUGCUAAAAUUAUGAUUCCUGGUAUCUUGCGUUAUGAGGACGGCAUUGAACUGAACGAGGAGAUUGUUAUAGUCACAACCAAAGGGGAAGCCAUUGCUUUAGGUAUUGCAUUGAUGACUACCGCCACAAUAGCCAGCUGUGAUCACGGCGUUGCUGCAAAGCUCAAGCGAGUCAUCAUGGAUCGUGAUAUUUAUCCCAGGAAAUGGGGCCUGGGCGCAAAGGCUUUCAAAAAGAAACAGUUAAUAGCUGAAGGUAAACUGGACAAGUACGGCAAACCCAAUGAGAACACACCCUCAGACUGGCUGGAGCAAUCAACUACAGCUCAGAAAAGUGACAAUGGUGCAGUCCGGGUAAAACAAGAAAUUCCUGAUGACGACCCUUCAACUCCCGCCGGUGAUCAAAGAAAGAGAAAACUAAGUACGACACCAGGGAUGAGCGAGGACCAAGAUGCCUCACCCACCCAAGUGGCGACUGAAAAGAAAAAGAAGAAGAAGAAGAAAAAGAAACAUGAUGAGGAAGCACCUGAAGACACGUCCGCUGUCAGUAUAAAGGAAGAGCCUGCAGAGUACAAUGAAGAAAGCUUCGUGGAAGGGAAUGGGGAGCCGGUAAAAGAAAAGAAGAAGAAGAAGAAGAAAGACAAACAUAAGGAAAAAGAACAGGACGAGAGCUAGAUAUUUUGCUACUUUUGUUAAGCAUAUACUAUUUCCAUUUUGUUAAGAUAACUAAAACGGUUACUUCUUAUUUUGAUCUAUAAUUUUUAGCUAGGUGAAUAAACGAGUAUAAUUUUAUGUUACAUAAUUGAUUUUCGGACAUUGUGUUGCAAUUUGGUGGACAUUUUUUAUCAGUAAGUUUAUGUGACAUCACUGAGAUCCCUUAUAUUCAUAAGCUAAAAUAAUCUUUAAAUCAUUACGUUACAAAAUAUCAUUGUAUAUUAAAUUGUUAUAGUUAAUACAAAAAUCUACCUUUACAAAGUUUUAAACACAGUGCUAGAUUAAAAAUAAAGUUUACCAAAUAUUGUUUAGUUUUAUCAACAAUUUUAAAAAUGUACAUCAAAUAAUGAGUUAUGGUACUAAAAAUUAAAUAGAUUAAUAUUUUGUAAUAAAUGGUCGUUCCGUCUGAAACUCAACGCAAAAUGUUUCUAUGUUUUGAAAUCA
Messenger RNA from Macrosteles quadrilineatus (aster leafhopper), 2167 nucleotides. It is a transcript of the gene Nop60B, whose product is annotated as H/ACA ribonucleoprotein complex subunit 4. Gene Ontology annotation, cellular component: box H/ACA snoRNP complex. NCBI's taxonomy places the organism in Eukaryota, Metazoa, Arthropoda, Insecta, Hemiptera, Cicadellidae. The record is from RefSeq and is a predicted model, not a curated record. The transcript has 13 exons. Gene Ontology annotation, molecular function: RNA binding; pseudouridine synthase activity. Gene Ontology annotation, biological process: mRNA pseudouridine synthesis; snRNA pseudouridine synthesis; rRNA pseudouridine synthesis. The coding region runs from base 116 to 1684 and encodes 522 amino acids.